Chrysochloris asiatica (Cape golden mole) is the source of this 574-nucleotide messenger RNA. RefSeq names its product FUN14 domain-containing protein 2-like. Gene Ontology annotation, cellular component: mitochondrial outer membrane. NCBI's taxonomy places the organism in Eukaryota, Metazoa, Chordata, Mammalia, Afrosoricida, Chrysochloridae. The transcript has a single exon. The record is from RefSeq and is a predicted model, not a curated record. Bases 5 to 574 code for a protein of 189 amino acids. Gene Ontology annotation, biological process: autophagy of mitochondrion.
GGGGAUGGAAACACCUGCCCCAAGUGCUGGAAGCCAACCGCUGGCAACGACAACGCACCCAUCCGUGUCUCACCGCCCCGAGACCCGGCGGGUGUCCUCGCGAGACAAACUCGCCGAAAUGACUGCUUCCAGUCAAGGAAACGUUGAGAGAAAUUUUGAGUCGCUGGACCUCACAGAAUUUGCUAAGAAGCAGCCAUGGUGGCGCAAGCUGUUUGGGCAAGAAUCUGGACCCUCUGCUGAAAAGUAUAGCGUGGCCACGCAGCUGCUCAUUGGAGGCGUCAUGGGAUGGUGCACAGGUUUCAUAUUCCAGAAGGUUGGGAAGUUAGCAGCAACAGCUGUAGGUGGUGGAUUUUUCCUCCUUCAGCUUGCCAACCAUACUGGCUACAUCAAAGUUGACUGGCAGCAAGUAGAGAGGGAUAUGAAGAAAGCCAAGGAACAACUGAAAAUUCGUAAGAGCAAUCAGAUACCAAAUGAAGUCCAAAGCAAAGCUGAAGAAGUGGUAACGUUUGUGAAGAAGAAUGUCCUUGUGACUGGGGGAUUUUGUGGAGGCUUUCUGCUGGGCGUGGCAUCCUAA